GAAAUGAGCACUCCUGGUGAAUUAACCGCUCCUGCUCAAUAAGCGCCACCUGUCAAAAUGAAAUCUUUAAAUAAGCCCGGGGCGCCUAAUCCGUUAUUUACGGUAUAUUUUAAAUUAUGAUGACUCGCAAUUUGAGAAGUGUACAAUAAACGUCAAUUAUUAGAAAAGGACAACCUCGAUCCCAGGACAAGUUGUCUCUUUUUGAAUAUCGGACGGCGAGACGAACAUGGCCCUGGUGGAGGCUGGUCAAAAAUCUUUGAUUUUCGCAGAUUUUUAAUUAAUGCACUCGUGUCUCGUUUAUCAGGAAUUUUAUACUUCCUAGUCUUUGGUGAGCGAGUUUCAAUUUAAUUAUUAGGGUCUGGAUUUUAUCGUGAUCGAUGGAAAUAGAACUUUUUAGUGAAGACUGGACCUUGAAGGCUUUAGGUCGUGAUGGCUCUAACGUAUAUUGAUAUUUUAAAGCGAAUAUCUUUCGCAUUAAAUAAUUACAUUUUUCAGUUUUGCCUGAAACCAAAGCAAGUCAUAUGUUUGGAAGCUUUGUUAAAGGGGAAUGAUGUGGUGGCAGUUCUGCCUACUGGAUUUGGAAAAUCAAUUAUUUUUCAUUUACUUGCUGAUCUCUUCCCAGUUAAAAAUGAAAAGAAUAUUGUUUUGGUCAUCAGCCCUUUAACUUCCAUUAUAAAUGAUCAGGUGAAAUACUUGAAUGGGAUUGGUUUUUCUGCUGCUGUAUUGAACUUGGAACAGAGGAAGUUUGAGGCAGAUGAGAGCUUGUUUGGAAGUAAUGAUGCAGUGGAGGACGACCAUGAUGGUACAAAUAUUACAAUUGAUUGUGGUAUUAAAAACGGAGAUAUUAAGAUUUUAUUUGCCCAUCCAGAAUCCUUUGUAUCUGAUCAAGGGCGUUCAAUUUUAAAGAGCAAAUAUUAUUAUUGGAUUUAAGCGCUGUUUCCAGUUUUAAUUUUUGCAUUGCUGGUAUAUUGUCUCCGGGAGAAACAAUAUUGCGUGGUUGCAGUUGUGUGAAUCCCGCGAAUUUAGCUACCUUUGCAUGUAAUGAAUUUGAAACAGUAUACCAGAAUGCAAGAAGUCUGAAGAAGAGAACCAAGUGCUGCGGUGAC
Hydractinia symbiolongicarpus is the source of this 1106-nucleotide messenger RNA. Its product is annotated as ATP-dependent DNA helicase RecQ-like. The coding region runs from base 430 to 930 and encodes 166 amino acids. Gene Ontology annotation, molecular function: ATP binding; 3'-5' DNA helicase activity; four-way junction helicase activity. NCBI's taxonomy places the organism in Eukaryota, Metazoa, Cnidaria, Hydrozoa, Anthoathecata, Hydractiniidae. The transcript has 2 exons. Gene Ontology annotation, cellular component: cytoplasm; chromosome; nucleoplasm. The record is from RefSeq and is a predicted model, not a curated record. Gene Ontology annotation, biological process: telomere maintenance; double-strand break repair via homologous recombination.